UGUUGCGAACCCCGGAAGUCGUGGAUACAGCAGUGUGUCGCUGCCGAUAAAGAAAAACAUAAAACAAUUAAGCUUUAGUCAUGUUUAAACUCGAAGGAUUGGGACCGAAAUUAGACCCGGAGGAGAUGAAGAGGAAAAUGAGGGAGGACGUGAUCUCCUCCGUGAGAAAUUUCCUCAUUUAUGUGGCUGUUCUGAGAGUCGCCCCGUACGUGUUGAAGAAGUUGGACAGCAUAUGAGGACAUGGACUCGACUCUGGACCUGCGCCUGAGCUCAUGGAACAUCGCCGGGUUUCGCCUGAGUGCAGCUCCGUCCUUCAUCAUCAUCAUCAGAGUUUUAUUUCCUGGAUGAAGCUGAACUUGUGUAAUUAAAUUCGAUCCUGUGUUUUUGUGCUUGUCGUGUUUAAAGCAGUUCAUCACUACUGACGUGAUGUGACGUGACAGACUGCCGUGUGUCGAUCACAUGGCCCGGACUACACAAUACAUGUUGACCGUAUUCAACAUCUCCUGUUCGUAUUGAAAUUAAUCUGUGUGAAUAAAUGUCACUGUUACUCCGA
Messenger RNA from Clarias gariepinus (North African catfish), 553 nucleotides. RefSeq names its product translocase of outer mitochondrial membrane 5 homolog (yeast) (gene tomm5). Lineage: Eukaryota; Metazoa; Chordata; Actinopteri; Siluriformes; Clariidae. The record is from RefSeq and is a predicted model, not a curated record. The transcript has 2 exons. The coding region runs from base 81 to 236 and encodes 51 amino acids. Gene Ontology annotation, cellular component: mitochondrial outer membrane translocase complex.